This is a messenger RNA of Staurois parvus, 379 nucleotides long. The record is from the annotation of a GenBank genome assembly. Lineage: Eukaryota; Metazoa; Chordata; Amphibia; Anura; Ranidae.
UUAACCACUUCCCGUCUGGCCCAUGUAUAUAAAUGUCCUCCCCGCUCCCUGCUUGUGCAUGCUCCCUAGGAGCGCACUGCACCGCGAUCCGGUGCCCACUGUGUCCUCCAGGGCCGUUUAGAAACGUCCUCCCCGCUUCCCUGCCUGACACAGCAGAACACCAAUCGCUGUACAGGACCUCUGUGUGAGGUCCCGAUCAUGUGAUCACUGAUUGGCCAAUCAGUGAUCACGAGCAGAGUAGUAAACAAGAUGUCACUUCUGACAUCAUUGCUUACUACGUGUGAAAUCUGUGAAUGAUCACAGAGAUCACAUGGUACAGGGCCAUUCACAACAGCCUUGUACCAUGUGACAAGCUGUGACCAAUCACAGCUCUCUCAGU